GGCUCCGCCCACUGCCUCCGCCCUCUGCUCGCACUACCGGUGAACAUGGCUGCUGCCGUGCCCUCAUCUGCCGUCUCUGCUGCUGCCGCUGCCCAGGACGAGCUGAAUCAGCUUGAACGUGUGUUUUUACGCCUCGGCCAUGCCGAAACCGAUGAGCAGCUGCAAAGUAUUAUAUCCAAAUUCUUGCCCCCAGUUCUCCUCAAAUUGUCAAGUGCACAGGAGGGAGUACGGAAGAAGGUUAUGGAAUUACUCGUUCACUUGAACAAAAGAAUAAAGAGUCGUCCGAAGAUUCAGUUACCUGUGGAGACCCUUUUAGUGCAGUACCAAGACCCAGCUGCUGUUUCCUUUGUGACGAAUUUUACAAUAAUCUAUAUAAAAAUGGGAUACCCUCGUCUGCCAAUUGAAAAACAGCGUGAGCUGGCACCUAGUCUCCUGACAGCAAUGGAAGGGCGACCUCAACCACAGCAAGAUAGCUUAAUGCAUCUUCUGAUACCAACCCUAUUUCAUAUUAAAUAUUCCAAGGAAGCCAACAAGUCCACAACAGUUUUUAACCUUGCUGAAAAACCAAAGACUGUGCAACUACUUCUGGAUUUCAUGUUGGAUGUUCUUCUGAUGCCUUAUGGGUUUAUCUUGAAUGAACCCCAGAAUCGCCAAAGUGCAUCACCUGGACAGGGAUCGUCAUCAGGAGGGACAAGUGGAGUAGGCAUUCCCCAACCACCUCCUGGCAUGAGUUUUUAUGCAGCCAAGAGGGUUGUUAGUGACAAUCCAUGGACAGCAGAACAGCUAGAACAGUGCAAACUGGGAAUAGUGAAAUUUCUAGAAGCUGAGCAGGUGCCUGAACUGGAAUCCGUUAUUCAUCUGGUAGUUGCCUCCAGUGACACUAGACAUAGCGUGGCUACUGCAGCAGAUCUGGAGCUGAGAAGCAAGCAGAGCCUAAUUGACUGGAAUGAUCCUACAAUAAUUGGUAAAAUGUUCAGAGUUUAUUUGGGAGACAUACCUCUUAAGACAAAGGAGGGGAAUGUCCAGAAGCCAGAACAGAAGAGAGAUCCUGUCAGUACUCGUGUUAAACUGAAGAUUGUGCCACACCUUUUGAGGUCGAGACUGGCAGCGGAGUUAUUUCCAGCCAACAUACAGGUGGUAUAUGAUGGUCUGUUUGGUGGAAACACAAAUGCCAAGUUAAGGAUGUUAUCUCUGCAAUUUGUGCACCAUCUCUGUUCAACAUGCCCUGAUAACAAAAUAAAACCUCUGGGUCCCAUGCUUCUGAAUGGCCUCACAAAGCUGAUCAAUGAGUAUAAGGAGGAUCCAAAGUUGCUGUCAAUGGCUUAUAGCGGUGUUGGUAAACUCUCUGGUCGAAUGCCUCAGCUUUUCACCAAGGACCUUGCGUUAGUUCAGCAGUUCUUUGAAGCCUUGCGGAAGAUUCUGGAUGGUUGUGUUCACUAUUCUACAAACAUGGAGGAAAUGGAUGUGAGGCUUUCAAUACAGGAAGCCCUAUCUAUGAUGGUUGGAGCUUAUACAAACUUGGAAGGUGCUCAGCUAACGCUAAUGGAAGCACUGGUUGGAUCAUAUUUGGUGAAGCCAGAAGUUCAAGUUCGACAAGUAGCCGUGAAAUUUGCAAGCAGUGUUUUUCCCCCUAACCACAUACCUUCCAGAUACUUGCUGUUGCUAUCUGCAGGAGACCCACGAGAAGAGGUUUAUGGAGAAGCACAGAGAGCACUCAGGUCAUUUUCUGUUGGGGAUAAAGAUGUUUCUUCAUCAAAACUUCCCUCUUUCCCAGUGAUGGUCAGCCACAUAGUAGAAAAGGCUUCCAGUCGGAUGAAGACUCCUGUAAAAUUUGUAACGGCCACAUCUGUGCUACCAUUUAACCCUGCAGCAUUUUUAGAGAUAAUCCUUUAUUUAAGAAUGUGCCUGGCUCAUGGUGCUGGUUUGGACCCAACAUGUCAGUCAUUGGCAGACAUGCAAGAUCAAGCUCCAGCUAUUGGACGUUAUGUGAGAGAACUAAUGACUAACGGCUUCACUGAUCUGGAGUCCACCAACUCGAAGAUAGAAGACAUGAACCCUGUGGAAAUGUACAUAAGCCUUAUGCAGCAACUGUUGUCUUCAGCUGGAGGCUUGCAAGUUAUGUAUUGCCUUUUGGAAGCAGUGUCCGUGUAUCCACAGAAGUUAGCUACCACUCUGUUGGACAAAGUAGACUGGAUAAAAAGUUUAAUGAUUUCUAACAAGGAAGAGAUGCGGGAGCUGGCAGCUCAGCUGUAUGCUGUAGUUGUUUCUACUCUACCUAGUUCUGAGAUAAAGUCAAAACUGCAGAACCUUAUCAAGAGUGCCAAGGAUGUACAUAACCCAGAGGCUCAGCAUGGCUCCAUCUUGGCAUUGGGCUACCUGAUUUGGAGAUAUUUAGAUAAAUGUCACUUGAAUAAAGAUGAGCUGGAAAGUAUGGAGACCUCUGGACCCAUCUCUAUAUAUAACGAGGAUGAAAUCAUCCAGACUUGUGUGGAAACCAUUGGCACGUUUUUGGACAAUUCAUCUCCUUUGUUGUCAGUUGCUGCAGCUACAGCUUUAGGAGAGAUUGGACGGAAUGGAUCACUUCCCAUACCUGAUGAAGGCCCUGGCCUCACCAAGAAGCAGCUUGUAGAAAAUCUAUUGGGAAGGAUAACAUCUGGCAAAGAAACUAAUAAGGCAAAAGAACGAGCCAUAAAGACAUUGGGCUACUUUCCUGUUGGGGAUGGAAGGUUCCCUCAUCAGAAGAUGUUGUUGCAGGGACUCAUGGAGUCGGUGGAAGCAAAACAAAUUGAGCUUCAAUUUACAAUUGGGGAAGCCAUCACUAAUGCAGCUGUUGGUAAAAAAUCUGCAGGAGCCAGAGAUAUUUGGAUGGUUGCUGAAGACGACUAUUGCCCACGUGCAGAUGAAAAGGACAACGAUUUGGUCUCAUGGGUUUUGAGCCAGAUUCUCGACAAGUAUGUUGUCAGUGUAAAUCCACAUGUCCGGCAGGCUGCAUGUAUAUGGCUGCUGUCUCUAGUGAAGAAACUGAGUGAACAUGUAGAAAUAAAGACAAAGCUUAAGGAAAUUCAAAGUGCCUUUAUAUCUGUUCUAUCUGAAAAUGAUGAACUUAGCCAAGAUGUUGCAUCGAAAGGUCUUGGGUUGGUAUAUGAACUGGGCACUGAACAAGACCAACAGGAGCUCGUGUCCAUACUUGUGGACACUCUUAUGACUGGGAAAAGAGCAAAGCAUGAAAUAUCUGGUGAUACAGAGGUGUUUCAGGGCACCUCCAUUGGUAAAACCCCUGAUGGGCAGGGACUGUCUACAUAUAAAGAACUGUGUGCACUGGCCAGUGACCUUAGUCAACCAGACCUUGUAUACAAGUUCAUGAAUCUUGCUAACCAUCAUGCUAUGUGGACAUCACGGAAGGGUGCAGCAUUUGGCUUUAAUGUGAUUGCUACAAAGGCUGGGGAACAACUUGCACCAUUCUUGCCGCAACUCGUUCCACGAUUGUAUCGUUAUCAGUUUGACCCAAACACUGGAGUUCGGCAGGCUAUGACAAGCAUCUGGAAUGCUCUGGUUACAGACAAGGCUACUGUUGAUAAAUAUUUAACUGAAAUUCUCCAAGAUUUGAUAAAUAAUCUGACGAGUAAUAUGUGGAGAGUCCGUGAAUCGAGUUGUUUAGCAGUAAAUGACCUACUGCGUGGUCGUCAGCUUGAUGACGUUGUUGAUAAGCUUCCUGAGAUCUGGGAAACCCUCUUCAGAGUACAAGAUGAUAUAAAGGAGUCUGUCCGGAAAGCAGCAGAGUUGGCUUUGAAAACUCUGAGCAAGGUGUGUAUAAAGAUGUGUGAAUCCAGCAAGGGAACAGCUGGGCAGAAAACAAUUGCUGUGCUUCUGCCUUGCCUUCUGGACAAAGGGAUCAUGAGCACAGUGGCUGAAGUCCGUGCACUCAGCAUUAACACGCUUGUGAAAAUAAGUAAAGGCGCAGGAGAAUUGCUGAAGCCCCAUACCCCAAAGCUCAUUCCUGCUUUGUUAGAAUCCCUAAGUGUUUUGGAACCUCAAGUGCUGAAUUAUUUGAGUCUCAGAGCUACAGAUCAGGAGAAGGCUGCUAUGGACAGUGCAAGACUGAAUGCUGCCAAAUCUUCCCCAAUGAUGGAAACUAUAAAUAUGUGUAUUCAACACCUGGAUGUUCCUGUCCUGGCUGAACUUGUCCCGAGGCUGUGCGACUUGAUUAAAAGUGGACUUGGUCUAGGUACAAAGGGUGGAUGUGCCAGUGUUGUUGUUUCUUUAACAACACAAUGUCCCCAGGACUUAAUGCCUUAUUCUGGCAAACUUAUGACUGCUUUAUUAAGUGGACUAAGUGAUCGAAACAGCGUAGUACAGAAAUCGUAUGCCUUUGCCCUGGGGCAUUUAGUUCGGACUACUCGGGAUACCAGCACAGAGAAAUUACUCCAGAAGUUAAGUGCCUGGUACAUGGAAAAAGAAGAACCAGUAUACAGAAGUGGAUGCACUUUAACCAUUCAUGCUAUCAGUCGCUACAGUCCUGAUGUGCUGAAGAACCACUCAGGUUUUGUGUUACCACUGGCAUUUCUUGCUAUGCAUGAGGCGUCCGAUGAAGAAAAGGGAGACAAAGAUGAUGCAAACCUUUGGAGAGAAGUGUGGCAAGAGAAUGUGCCAGGAAGUAUCGGUGGUGGUAUUCGUUUGUACAUGAAGGAGCUAAUUGACAUUACUCAGAAAGCCUUGCAGUCUCCAUCUUGGAAGAUGAAAGCACAGGGUGCUGCUGCCAUUGCUUCCAUAGCCAAACAACAAACUGGUUCCUUGGUUCCUCCACACUUGGGAAUGGUUCUCAACACGCUUCUGCAGGGUCUGCCAGGAAGGACGUGGGCUGGCAAGGAAGAACUUCUAAAAGCUAUUGGAACUGUGGUUUCCAGUUGUAGCAAACAGUUGAAGGAAGGUGCUAAUGAACAGCCCACUAUAGAUGAUAUAAUUCAGGCUGUACUAAAAGAAUGUCGGAAAGAAAAUGUCAAGUACAAGAUAGUUGCUCUCAAGUGUGCUGCUGAUGUACUUGAAUCUACUAAGGAGGAUCGCUUCCAGGAGAUGACAGAUAUCCUCUUUCCCUUGAUAAAAAAGACUUCACUAGAAACUGUGGGAGCGCGGUCAGUAAAAGAGGAAGACGAUGUGGAUGAGAAAGCAAGAGAGUUGCAGACAGAGUCCCUAUUGUGUGCCUUCUCAACUCUAGGCAAGGCUUGGCCCAGGAACCCUGCUACUCAGUGCUGCUAUCGGUUCGAAGUGUGCAAGCUAAUGUGUGAAAGACUAAAACUGAGCACAUGGAAGGUCCAGCAUGCUGUGCUUCAGUCUAUGACUGCCUACUUUCAGGGGUUAUUGAUUUUAGAAAAGGAGCACUCAGACAUUGUGGCCCUUACAGAAAUCCUCUCAGAAGCCUGUCCAGCGAUAGCACAUUCACUAGAAAAUAAGAAUUAUUCAUCCGUAAGAACAGAAGCCCUCUCUGUAUUGGAACUACUAAUAAAGAAACUUGAAGAUUCAAAACAGUGGGAAAGUCUUACAGUAGAAAACAGACACUUGUUAAUUAUUUCUUUAUCUACAAUGGAACAGGAUAGCAGGCCUGAUCUGAAAGACAAAGGAUUAUUACUAAAGAAACGAAUAGAGAGCUUAAACUAAAAUCAUUUGUCUACAUUACUGUGCAAUUCAUGUGCUGUGGAUUUUGAAUUCUGUUCUUUCCAAGUUUGCAUAUGUUCUAUAGCAUGCAUCAUUCCAUGCCUACAAUAAAUGUCCAUGAAUUAUUUUCUUGUACAUUUUUCUAAUCUUCAUCUAUAACUGUUUAUAAAUUGCCGAAGGCCUAUCUACAA
Molecule: messenger RNA, 5840 nt
Organism: Rana temporaria (common frog)
Lineage: Eukaryota; Metazoa; Chordata; Amphibia; Anura; Ranidae
Gene: ECPAS
Product: Ecm29 proteasome adaptor and scaffold
Exons: 50
Coding region: 46-5652 (1868 amino acids)
Biological process (GO): proteasome assembly
Cellular component (GO): cytoplasm; nucleus
Molecular function (GO): molecular adaptor activity
Source: RefSeq, a predicted model, not a curated record